Vicia villosa (hairy vetch) is the source of this 5066-nucleotide messenger RNA. RefSeq names its product ethylene-insensitive protein 2.2. The record is from RefSeq and is a predicted model, not a curated record. The transcript is spliced from 8 exons. Gene Ontology annotation, cellular component: membrane. Lineage: Eukaryota; Viridiplantae; Streptophyta; Magnoliopsida; Fabales; Fabaceae. Gene Ontology annotation, molecular function: manganese ion transmembrane transporter activity; cadmium ion transmembrane transporter activity. Gene Ontology annotation, biological process: ethylene-activated signaling pathway; metal ion transport.
CACACUCACUUUCUCUCUCUUCAUCUUGAAACCCCAACCCAUAGUUUCAUUUCAUUUUCUCUCUCUCUUCAUAGUACAGAUAAAAUAAUAUAUUAUUAUUAUUAUAAUAAUAUCAUCAAUCAAUUAUCAAUAAUACGAAAAUAUAAAAAUUAUUAUUAUUAUAAUUUUGAUGAUGAUAUACUUGGUUCCGUUCCGUGAAGUUUUUAUUCAGAGUUGUGUGAGAUCUACUUCGCCGAGUAGCGAGAUUACAGAACCCUAAUUCUACGGAUUUGAAAAGUGGUUGGUUUUUUAUUUUGAGGAUCGCUGCAGCUCUAAGUGAGAAAGCUUAAUAUCGAUCGGAUUGAUUUUCUGUUAUGUUGAGGUGAUGAUUGAAAUUGGUUUUUGUGAUGGGAUAUAGGUUGACUUGAUUGAAGAUAUCUGAUUUGUAUUUGAUGAUCUCAGUUAAUAGUUGAUGUUGUUAUAGACUGGUUGGCUGCUGGUGUAGGGAUAAGCUUUUUGUAGAAUUAUUUGCAAAUUGCAAGUCCUUUUCAAUUUUAUAAGUUGACUUAUUAUAGUUUAAGUCCUUUUCAAUUUUAUUGAAGAUUGGCUUGUAAUAUUUAGUCUUUUGAUAGAAAUAUAGUUGCAAUACAAUUGUACAAUCAUCUGUUGGUCGUUGAAAGUUUUAGUUACUUCAAAGUAUUUGUCGGAGUAUAUCUUAUUUUCCGGGUUUUAUCUUCUGGGCUGUAUCGAAGAGGAAAUGGAAGCAGAGAGGUUUAGUAGUGAGCAGCUGAAGAGUAAAAUGGGGGCAGAGACACUGGGCUCUAAUCACGCUCCUGGCUUUCUUAGCCGAGCUCUUCCGGCUGUUGUACCCGUGCUUUUGAUUUCGAUUGGAUAUGUUGACCCUGGAAAAUGGGUGGCAAGUAUUGAAGGCGGUUCAAGGUUUGGUUUUGAUCUGGUGGCUUUCACGCUUAUUUUCAAUUUUGCAGCUAUAUUCUGUCAGUACUUAUCUGCCCGGGUUGCUAUAAUCACUGGAAGAGAUCUUGCUCAGAUUUGCAGUGAUGAGUAUGAUACCUGGACAUGCCUUCUCCUUGGAAUUCAAACAGAACUUUCAGUUAUUAUGCUAGAUCUUAACAUGAUCUUGGGCAUGGCACAAGGAUUAAAUCUUCUUUUUGGGUGGGACUUGUUCACCUGUGUCUUUUUAACUGCCACUGGUGCUGUUUUUCAUAUACUUCUUUCUGUCCUCCUUGACAUUGAGAAGGCAAAGUUCCUAGGACAGUUUGUGGCAGGCUUUGUGUUACUAUCUUUUAUACUUGGACUACUCAUCAAUCAGUCAGAAGUUCCAUUUUCUGUGAAUGGAAUACUAAUAAAGUUGAGUGGGGAGAGUGCAUUUAUGCUUAUGAGUCUUCUUGGAGCAACUCUUGUGCCUCACAACUUUUACCUUCAUUCCUCUCUUGUACAGUGGCAUCAGGGACCAAAAAACAUUUCUAAGGAUGCAUUGUGUCAUAACCAUUUUUUGGCCAUCUUAUCUGUUUUCAGUGGCCUUUAUUUGGUAAAUAAUAUGCUGAUGACCACAUCAGCAAAUGAGUUUUACAGUACAGGUCCUGUUUUGAUUACUUUUCAAGAUGCACUGUCAUCAAUGGAACAGGUGUUGCGCAGCCCAAUAGCUCUGCUUAGUUUUGUAUUCAUUUUGUUUCUUGCAAAUCAGACUGCAGCAUUAACUUGGAGUUUAGGGGGAGAAGUAGUAGUGAAUGGUUUCUUAAAACUAGAUAUUCCAGGUUGGCUUCAUUAUGCGACAAUUAGAGUGAUUGCUGUGCUGCCCGCCCUUUAUUGUGUCUGGAGUUCAGGAGCCGAAGGGAUGUAUCAACUACUUAUAUUCACUCAGGUUUUAGUAGCCCUGCAACUUCCAUCGUCUGUGAUUCCCCUUUUUCGAGUUGCUAUGUCUAGAUCAAUAAUGGGUGCACACAAAAUCUCCCAGUCUCUGGAACUUUUGGCAUUGACCAUAUUCAUUGGGAUGCUUGGCUUGAAUAUCGUCUUUUUGGUAGAAAUGAUAUUUGGCAAUAGUGAUUGGGCGGCUGAUUUGAGGUGGAAUGUUGGGAAUGGCAUGUCUGUCUCAUAUGCAGUUCUUCUCAUUGUUGGUUUUAUGUCAUUAUGUUUGAUGCUUUGGUUAGCUGCCACACCUUUAAGAUCUGCCAAUAUUCAAUUAAAUGAUAAGGUGUUGAACUGGGAUAUGCCAGAGACUAUACCGAUUCCACUGGUUGAUGGUGAAGAAUCAUAUAUAACUGAAACAGCGCAUCAUGAAGAAGCAUCUGUUGAAGUCGACGAACCAACACCCGCUUUAGCUAGCACAUUUGAGUACCCAGAAGUAUCACUUGAAAGUUUUCGUUCCAUUCCUGAAACCAAAAUGGAACCUGAUCCCCAAGUGAAUGCCGUAAAGGGGAAUAAUUCUGUUUCACCAUCUGUUUCCACAUCAGAGACUGGGGAAGCAUCUACUGUAGUUGAUGAUAGUUCUGAUUCUAGACUUGCAGAUACAAAAACUAUAAUGGAAAGAGAUGCCCUAAUUGAGAAGACUGUGGAAAUUGAAGAGGAUUCAAACGCUGAAAGGGAUGAUGAUGAUGGAGAGUCCUGGGAAACUGAAGAAUCAUCCAGAGUGGUCUUGCCAAAUGCCCCAUCUUCAACAUCAGAAGGCCCUCCAUCAUUCAGGAGUAUUAGUGGGAAAAGUGACGACGGUGGGGGUAGCUUCGGAAGUCUAUCGAGAAUAGAAGGCUUAGGACGUGCGGCAAGACGUCAGCUAACUCUUAUUCUUGAUGAGUUCUGGGGACAGCUUUAUGAUUUUCAUGGGGUGGCUUCCGAGACAGCAAAGAAAUUUGAUGUUUUGCUGGGGGUGGAAGGAGAUUCAAGACCCACCACUUCCUUGCAGAAAAUGGAUGCAUGUGGAAAGGACUAUCCGGAAUACUUAGUAUCUGCAGGCAGUAGAGCUUCCGACACUUCAAUUAACGCUGGUCCGUAUGACUAUUCAGCGCAGACUAGGAUGCAAAGUAAUUCAGAGUUGUCAUAUGGUCUUCAAAGGAGUUCUUCCUCAGUGCGGGCAAAUCCCAUCCAGUUACUGGAUGCAUAUGCACAAAACUCUGCCCGCAAUUUCCUUGAAUCUGGUGAGAGGCGCUAUUCCAGUGUGCGCAGUCUUCAUUCAUCCGAGGCUUGGGAUUAUCAGCCAGCUACAAUACAUGGUUAUCAGACUGCAUCCUAUCUUAGCCGGGGUGUGAAAGAUAGAAGUUCUGAAAACAUAAAUGGUUCAAUGCAAUUGUCAUCACUGAAGUCCCCUUCCAUUGGUAAUUCAAACUACAGAGAUUCCCUUGCAUUUGCUUUGGGGAAAAAGUUGCAUAAUGGUUCAGGUGUAAGCCACCCCCCUGGUUUUGAAAAUGUAGCUGUCUCUAGAAAUCGCCAACUACUAUCUGAGAGGUCCAAUUACGAUUCUUGCACCUCUGGCCCUGCAGCUAAUACAAUCAAUUCAGUUAACACUAAGAAGUACCACAGCUUGCCUGACAUUUCAGGAUACUCCAUCCCUCACAGAGCUGGCUACGUGGCUGAUAAGAAUGCACCGUGGAAUGGUUCUGUUGGAUAUGGUUCUUAUGCUGGUAGGAUGGGAUACGAACCCUCUUUAUAUUCAAAUGCUGGAUCAAGAGCAGGAGCUCAUUUGGCCUUUGAUGAAGUCUCCCCAUCUAAAGUGUACAGAGAAGCACUCUCUUCACAGUUGAGUUCUGGUCUUGACACUGGAUCCCUCUGGUCUAGACAGCCUUUUGAGCAGUUUGGUGUUGCUGAUAAAAUUCAUAAUGUUGGAAUGGAAGGUGCAGGAAGAAGGCCGAAUGCAAUUGUUCAAGAAACUACAUUUGAAGAUACAGAAGGGAAACUUCUUCAAUCUCUCAGACUUUGCAUUAUGAAGCUCUUAAAACUGGAGGGGUCUGAUUGGUUGUUUAAACAGAAUGAUGGAAUUGAUGAAGAUCUGGUUGAUCGUGUAGCAGCAAGGGAGAAGUUUGUUUAUGAAAUUGAAGCUAGGGAGACAAGUCAGAUCGCUCAUAUGAGCGAUACUCGUUACUUUUCUUCUGAUAGGAAAUCUGUUUCUUCGAUGAAAAGCGAGGCAAAUGCCUCUAGUCUUUUAGUUUCCUCAGUUCCUAACUGUGGGGAGGGAUGUGCAUGGAGAUUAGAUUUAGUAGUAAGCUUUGGCGUCUGGUGUAUCCACCGUGUUCUUGACCUCUCAAUUUUGGAAAGCCGGCCAGAGCUUUGGGGGAAAUACACCUAUGUGCUCAAUCGCCUCCAGGGCAUCAUCGAUCCAGCCUUUCUGAAUCCCCGUACCCCUUCGGCACCUUGUUUUUGCCUUCAAGUUCCCACUACACACCUGCAAAAGUCAAGCCCCCCUCUUUCUAACGGGAUGUUACCUCCAACUGUGAAAGCAGGCCGAGGCAAAUGCACUACUCCAUCAACGUUUCUUGAGCUGAUUAAAGAUGUGGAUAUCGCUAUCUCUAGCAGAAAAGGACGUUCAGGUACUGCAGCUGGUGACGUGGCUUUCCCAAAGGGGAAGGAAAAUUUGGCAUCUGUUCUUAAACGGUACAAGCGAAAGUUAUCAGCCAAGAAGCUUGUUGGUAAUCAUUAGGGGACUGGUUCUUGCAAGAUCCCCUUUUCAUGAACAUACACUCAAUAACAUUUUGCAUUAACAAGAUCAGGUUUCUUUGGGGAUGUUUUAUAAUUUAUACUGUGAAGCAGCUCAUACCUAGAUCAAGGAGUGCUCUGCCUCCAUGUAUCAAAUUCCUUGCAGCAGAUUUUAUCUUUGUAUGUUACAUACAUAUAAGAAAAGAAUUAUAUGCAGUUGUGGCAAAUCGGUUAAAAACGGUAGAUGGAAAAUAGUUCCAGUCUGUUUUUUGUUUUGUUUGGAUUUCGUUGCUUAUCUAGCUAGUGGAUAGAAGGCAGGGAGACAAUUAAGUUUUGACCCGAUUGUUUCCAGAAUUAACUUUUGUAUAAACACUGGAAUUUUGUUGUUUUGAAGUUUUUACAAUGAAGUCUGAAAUAAUUGUAAUACAAGUCCAAAAUUGGUUGAA